AGAAUGCGAUGCCAGGGCGCCACCUUCUGUACACCCCUCCUAUGGGCCCAUACGAUGAAGAUCCGGGCAUCAUGUCGGAAGUGGAGACAUCGGCGACGGGCUAUAGAACCAUUAGAGCUCCAAAAGCUCCUCGUAUAGCUUCUUUCCCCCCACCUGUAGGACGUGGAGGCAAACCUCCACCUCACCUGCCUGAUAGACAUCUUAUGGGUCCAGUCUCGCCGCAGCUUAGGCACGAAAAUUUAACUUUAGGUUUAGUGUUCCUUCAGUAUCGCAGCGAAACAAAACGUGCCCUCCUGCCGAACGAGAUCACCACAUUAGAUACAGUAAAAGCCUUGUUUGUGCGUUCCUUUCCUAAGCAGUUAACCAUGGAGUACCUGGACUCCCCCCAUAUACGCAUAUACAUCCAUGACCCCGCAAAAGACAUGUUCUACGAGCUAGAAGAUUUAGGGGAUAUACGGGAUCGAUCAGUACUUCGAAUCUAUGAACAGGAACCUAAUGGAGAAGUGUACAGUACCUGGGAAGGUGAGCUGAGCUACUUCUCCGAGCCCGAGUUCGAUUCCGAGUAUCAGAAUCAGCACAUACAUAGAGCGAAGGGUGCCGCGGGAUAUUAUGGAGCCGCCGGUCUCAGUGCCUAUUGCCCCUUGGCAACACAAACAUUACCUCCUGGUCCCUAUUCCCCGCCAGAUAGAACAAAACCUCCUAUUGCUUAUGCUCAAACCCUGCCAUGGGGCGCACAUUUAACGUAUGCUCCUGCUGGCCCUCCAAGUCCAGAAAGGCGCCCUAAAGAAAUUCUUAUACCACCCGGCGUCAUGCAACCUCCUCCGAAGCCUCAACGGUCUUUUCAACAAGGGGGAACCUUACCUAUAGGAAAAGGAAUAAGAUGCACACCUCCACCUCCUACAGGUCCACCCCCUUCUAUACCAUCCCCCCGCUCAGGCAUGCCCAGGCCAAUGGAAACAAGAGUGCCUCCAUAUCCACGUUACGGUCCUGAAAGAAGACAUGAACCUCAAGGUGGAUAUCGGCCUCCUCCUGAGAGGCCUUUCUCUGCCGGGGCUCAACCCAUCUACACAGUAUCCCCCGAAAGGCACUACGAGCCUACCUACCGCAAGAGCUUUGAUGGAGGCGGAUAUCUGUCUUCGCCCGAAAGGCGCUACGAGCCUGCCAGGGCUUUUGCCGCGGCGGCGGCUGCUGCUGCCCCGAUAUCUCCGUACGAGGAACCCUAUUACAGCGGCACGGAGAGAAUAUAUGGGACUAGAUCAGGAUCUGUGACGCCUGUCGUUGACGAAGAAGCAAGCUUUUCCGACAGGAAUGACACCUUUUUUGACGAGAAUGAAACCAUUUCAGCAUAUAGUAAUUCAUAUCAUAUCAAGACGAUGUUAGAUCAGGGACUUCGAGUAGAACAUAUGGAGCGCCAGUUGGCAAGCCUUACCGGAUUAGUUCAAAAAGCGUUGUCUACACCUCUUCGGCCACCCUCUCAAUCACAACAGAUCCCCACUAGAGACAUCACUAAGGAAAGAGGUCAAGGAGAAGGAUACUCUGAAGCACGAUCUUCUAAGUCUUCUUCCUGUACGUCGUUAGCAGAUGAAAAUUCUGAGCCCCAGUUAGAACACCACUCAUCUAAAUAUUCUUUUAAAGAAGAAAAGUCUGUGUCGUUCUCGGACGAAACCACCACCGUCAGCUCACCCGUCCAUCAGAAGCAACACUCCCCUCAACACGCAGCUGAAAGACCUGUGAAACCAGCCAUCAAGUCCUCCCUCUCUCUUCGUAGUCAGCAUUCCUCAGAUGUUGAUUCUGUUCCUACUCAGUUACACCCUCCCGUAGUUAAAGUAACCUCAGCAGAUAGGGAAACCCGAUCAAAGCCACCCCCUCCACCCAAGCCUAGUUCCCUUUCCGAAAGGCAUUCAAGUUCCCCACCUACUAGAGGUAAAUUUCGGGUAAGCGUGGAAAUGUACAGUCAGCUGAGGCAUCUGAGGAGACAAACGAAGGACCUGAGGCUGGAAGUGCGGAAUUUGAGGAGGAUAGCGCAGUCUCAAGCCAUCACUGCCAAAGAAACCGUUAGAGAAACCUGCCUUAAAAUAAAGACGAUGCUGGCGGCGGCGCAGAUGGGUGAAGAACACGUUUGUGCAGAAAGGCUGAAAGUUUCGAGAGAAGAAGAGCUUUAUCGGCAAGACGUCAAUCACUUAGAAAGGGAUCUGCUAGAGUUGGAGAGUCAAGUAGAGGAGCUGAGAGGUAGCGUCAUCAAUCGAAAAUGUCGGGUGAACCUCGGUGAUGUCGAAGGAAUGGCGCUGGUUCUCAGUAGAGCGAGUAAAGCAGUAGCUGAACUCAAAGCUCGGUUCCCUGCUUUACAAGAAAGCUUAAAAACUAUAAUGGCCGUCGAAAUGGAAGUUGUGGUUCGUGAAGAAAAGUUCCUUAAAGAUGAACCUGAAAGACUUGAAAAUGCCUUAAAACGUUGCAAAAAGUUGACGGGUACGCUAGUCACCUUGAAGCGACUGGCUUCCGUUCAAGAGCAGCGGCACACUGUAGGUCAUCACCUGCCCGAGAAGUCGCAUUCCGCCGACGGACCUCACUCCGACGGAGAAAUGCACUCAGCCAAACCUAGGGGCAGGGUGAUGUCCUCACUGCCUUUGCAGAGCCAAAGUUUGGACGGAGGAACUCACACUGUCAUUCACGUUCCACCUGAUGGUCAUACGAAACAACAGACAGCAUUAGACGCAUUGCUGAGUGAACUGCAGACUUUCAACCUUCCUGCCGAGCAAAAAACUCAGCGAGAUAACAUACCAGGAUUGCUUGGGCCUCAAAGGCGCUUGCCUUCCUACCCCAGUGCUGAUUCUCCAGUUCGAUCUCCUAUACACGGUAUGCCACAGGCACGUUCCCCUACAAAUCUUGACCCUGGUGCCAAGACACUACUAGUUACUCCCACUGCCAAUCGUUUAUCACCAACACCUCAACAGCCCGAACGGAAACCUUCCCCGACACAAUUAACAGUAAAAACUAUAGCUGAAGUCCUCACUAAAAAAGUUCCUCCUCCCCCUCCGCCCCGCACAACAAGUCGAUCUCCAGUCACUUCUCCCACCGAGGCAGCCACUGUGUCCAAAUCUGCGCCUCUACGCUCUGCCCUAGCAACACGCAAUCCUCCACCCCAGCGAAGCAGUUCUGUUCCUACACCUAGAGGUUCCACCCAUCCUACUCUCAGGCAGACUGCUUCUACCAGAGCAUCUUCCAGAGAUCGUUACGAUCCACCAUCAGUGAGCAUCAAAGAACCUCUAGCUCCUCUGAGCUCAUCAUCCAAGGAGAGUAUCGUGAGGACAUCAGCACUCAAUGAUGAGCCGCCUCCUCGUGAGCAGCUUUCAAGCAAUAGUAGCAGCAGUGAGAGUGUGAACUCACAAGAAGGUCUACAGAUGGCGCUACAAGCAGCCAAGGCUGAGAAGGAUAAAGUGAUACAACUUUUGAAGAAUGAAUUACGAGAUGAAGUAUUUGCGGCUUCCCAGGGAAAAAAGUCGGGUCAGGGUCCAAAGAACCGACAGGAACUUCUCGAAGCACGCCAUCAGGAAUUACUGAAAAAACAAAAGCAACUCCAGGAGCAAUAUACUCGUCUACAACAGAUUCAGCGAAAUCAAGUCUUUUCUCGUCUCGGUGGCAAGACCGGGGAUCUUAAGAAAACUGGUAGCGAGUCCAACAUUCUUUCUAAAGCUGGACUACUAUCAUUGACCACAGCUUCCGGAUCAAUGCAACAUCUUGCUGUUACAGGGUCUAUUUCGAAUCCGAUCACCGGGUCAAAGUCAUCUCCAUCUUCUUCUCCGAACCCUAGUAAAGGUGGUGCUCACAGUCCCGCGAGUAAAAUAUACGAGACCGAUAUUCUUUGAAUUCAUAAAUUGGUAGUUUUUCUUAAAGAAAGAAAAACCGAGAGAUGUAUUUUCCUAGCAUUCAUCGACACUAUUAGAGCGGCAGACAGCAUAUAGCUGCUAAGCCUAACGUGUCGUCAUGAGGAGUUUUGAAAUAAAACACACUUUGAAGACAAGUUAUAUAGAAAUUUUUAACAUUACGGAUAUAAAGAAAUUGGAGGCUAAUUUCUGAUACAGAAAUAUAUAAAUAUAUACAAAUAUAUAUAUAUAUGAACUUUGCAGGGGCGCUUUUUCCAUUUAUUGUAAUGACUCUUUUAGACUUUAGCUGAUAAUUUGAUAGAAUACUUUUUUAAGAAAACAAGAUUUUCUUUUGCUUUUGAAACCAAUUCUGGGAAAAAUAACCCACCGUCGCUUUAGGAAAUUUAGUUCUUUUAUUGAAUGUCAAGUAAUUUAAAAAAUACAGAUUCUUUUCUUAGAUGAAUAACUUGGUUUAACACUGACUUUAGUCACAGAAGCAAAUAAGCCUGCGACCCUUCUAUACAUUUUAAAUCCCCAAACAGAAAUUGUGCCAAAACCAAACAAGGUGUGAGAGCUCGCUAAACUUUGAUUUGAAUAUUAAAUCUGGACUUAGUUAUAUGUUAAAAUAAGUGUCAAUAACUAAUUAGUCUGAGUCGCGACGGUUAAGGGGCUGAGAUGCCAUUGUGAAUGUACGGGGUUCUGUUCCUGGUGGUGACUUGAAGCCCACCCAACUUCUGAUCGAUAAAUACCAGCUUGUCUAUGAAGUGAAGGCGGCCAGUGCUGACCUCAUUUCCACCAUCAUGCUGUUUAAUACUUGAAUGUGUGAAACCCUAUCUUCUAUGACCUCCCUGUUUGACAACUGCCUAAUUAGUCAUUACACUUAUUUUUUUCAUGAAAUAUUUAACAUUAUUUUUAUGAUGAAGAUUGAAUAUGAAUUACACAGAGAUCAAAACUAUUGUUGUGUUUUAUUAUCGUAUUCUAGUCUAAAAAAAGUAUUAUAUGUUGUUGAUGUAUCAAAAAAAUAUGAGAAAUUCUUGUUAUGUCUAAGAACGUCCUUUAAUAACAUUUAUGUGAUUUAAAUUGCUUUUUUAAACUCCAAAUCAUUUGUAAUGGCUGCGUAAAAGACGGAUCUGCAUUUCUACGAAUCGACAACCAAACACACACAGUACCCGCUUCCAAAUAUUUAUACCCUCAUUCCAGUUAACUUACGGUGCUACCGCCAGGAACGGGGACUGUUUUUAUACUUGACGCGAGAUGUUCUUUUAUAAAAAUAACAAAAGUAAAUAAUAUGUCACUACAACAAAAUAUUCUUCAGCGGCGAGAUUUGUUUUUUCCGAAUUCGCCAGCUUGUGACGAGGGAUCUUUAUAGGAGAAAAGUUCCAGUUUUGUAGCUAGUUAAAGUAUCUCCGUUUACUGUCACCAGGAGAAGUUUUAUACAUAGGCAAAAAAACUAACUAUGAAAAAAUACGUUAAAUGACAAAAUCAUUUUUCUAGAAAAGCUUUUCCUGCUCUUCCACUAAAUUUGUUCAUUCAGUUUUCGCUCUGUCGAGAGUUAACAAAUGCAGAAAUAUUUAAUGAUCUUAAAUAUAAUUUGAUAAUUAUUUCGCAUUUCAUUAUUUCAGAUUGAGUAGAAACUUUCUUCUUUUAUCAGAUUGAAGUAUCACCCUCACAUUUAAAGUGCAAAAUUAGAUUUUUAAUUUAGCAUAAUUUAUAUGUUCUGUUCUAUUUAUAGCAUAAUUUCAAUCCAGAAGAAACUUUCAAAUCAACUUAAUACCAUUUCAACCCAGUGCAACUCAGGUGUAAAAUGUUUUUGAGAAUAAUUUUGGCCUUUGUCUUUUACUUUAUAUUGGACCUCGCUCUAAAUUAUACUCAUAUGAGUGAUAUUAUAAGUGAUUUUUAUCAUUUCUCGAUAAUUCAGAAUUUUAUUUUAAAAAUUGAAGUCAUUAGAACUUACAUUAUAAAUAGUGUACACUGCUUGUGAGGCUUGCAAGAAAAGAACAUAAAAAUAGAAAAAAAAUUCGAAUUUUUGCAAACCGAUAUUGCGGAUAAAUCAAUUUUUAAGUAAAAGUUUCGUCUAGAAAAUAGAUUAUAACUAUCACUUAAACUUCUAAAGUAAUAAGAUUGGUAAACUAAUAACUAUAGUAUUGAUGACUACUAAACUAUUUCUAAAUACAUUACCCUUUAUAUUACGUAUUUAAGACUAAAAAUGCCAAAGGUUUAAAAAAAAAAUGUGAUAAUGAAUUAAUUUUCAUAUUCUGGGAAGCUUAAACCAUGAAGGAUUCCUUUACCAAAAUUCUGAUCUCGACAGUUCAGAACUAUUGCGACAGCAGGGAAAUUAUUCGAGCUCAAUGUUCGAAAGAAGAAACAGCUACUCUCUGUCCACCUUAAGAAGACGGUUGACUUUUGAAAAGCUCAUUUCAACGCGGGGGUGUCAUUGCGUUGUAGAAUUGGUAUUGGCGCAAAGCUUUUCCCCCGUCAUCUAUCGUUUCCUGUAUCUUCCUUCGCAACCUCUGUUUCAACGAAUGGACUCGUACCAUUUUGUAGCUUUCAAUCGUCUUCUUACUGUGAACAGGCAGUAUUGUGUGGCUGUUAAGAGAACUCCUCCAGACAUCAGUCUCACGCGGUGGCGGUUACUAUGGUUACGAGAGUGAGUCACUUCGGAUAGGGGUGUGGAGUGAAGAGUGUUGACUUGAUCUUAAAACAAGUCUGCUCAAGAAUCUUUGUUUUGAGAAAUUGACUUCUUUAUUC
This is a messenger RNA of Parasteatoda tepidariorum (common house spider), 6608 nucleotides long. Lineage: Eukaryota; Metazoa; Arthropoda; Arachnida; Araneae; Theridiidae. The record is from RefSeq and is a predicted model, not a curated record.